UAUCUCUCUCUCGCACCCGCACUAAUUUUUGUUUCUUUCCCAUAACAAAAAUGGUGAAGAAUGUUCAAAAUCCUCUGGCGAGAAGCUUUUACUGUAGAAAAGAAGAAAUUGAACCACCACCAAUUAAUAUUUUUAAUGAUUUUAUGUAUGGGAUAGAGAGUGAAGUCUUGAGGAUAUUUCUAGGGAAUGCCUAUGAAUCACUGCUAAGUCGAAGUAGAGAGAUCGAAUCCAUGGCGAGUUUUGUCAGUUCAACGGAAGUCAUCGUCCCAGAAGAAGAAACACGUUCUUUGGAGGAAGAGGUCAUUAAGUUGAUGAAACUUAUGAAUCUUGAGUCUCUUGGAAACAGAGAAUCUCGUUUAACGGGUCUUGAGGAUGAUGGACUUGUGCGAAAGACUGUAAAACGCAGAGAAAGAAGAGUCGAACGCAAUCAAGAAUCAGAUGUUAAAGAGAUAUUCAAAACUGCAGCCAGGAAGACUGAGUCUCGGUUCCAGGAGGCUUUGCAAGAAGAAUCGUCAUCCUCUUCAGUGAAAUGGGGUUUUGCAGAGGCUAAAGAUGAAGUAGUUUCUCUUGGGAUCAGGUUAACUCAUGCGCUCAUCAAACUCACGUUAUUGCGUGUUCAUAAGAACGAGAGAGAGAAACAGUUGUGGCUAAGAAAUUGGAUCUUUGGGGAGUCUUACAAGAAACAAUCUGCUUUAAUGUACUUGUUGGACUAUCUUCUGGACAAAAGUGGAUGGAGAGCUGAACAAGUGUUGGGGUGAGUCUUUCUGGGAGUAUGUUGCAGCAGCAAGACACUUGGAAUCUGUGACCGA
Molecule: messenger RNA, 809 nt
Organism: Arabidopsis lyrata subsp. lyrata
Lineage: Eukaryota; Viridiplantae; Streptophyta; Magnoliopsida; Brassicales; Brassicaceae
Source: RefSeq, a predicted model, not a curated record